Colletotrichum destructivum is the source of this 1599-nucleotide messenger RNA. RefSeq names its product Putative tannase/feruloyl esterase, alpha/Beta hydrolase. Lineage: Eukaryota; Fungi; Ascomycota; Sordariomycetes; Glomerellales; Glomerellaceae. The transcript has a single exon. Bases 1 to 1599 code for a protein of 532 amino acids. The record is from RefSeq and is a predicted model, not a curated record.
AUGCUUCCCUUGUUGUUGAGCGGCGCUCUGGCGCCCAACGUCCAAGCCAUUGCCCUCUCCCACAGUAACACCACCUUUGAGCAGCACUGUUCUUCCUUCGCGACCUCUUUGAAGAUUUCCGGCGCCAACGCCACUGCCGUUGAGUACGUCCCGGCCGGAACCGCUCUUCAGUUCCCCGACGCCGACCCCAGCUGCGGCCGUGCCUCACAGACUGCCACGGCGAACCUCUGCCGCGUCACUGCGCGCAUCGCCACAUCGCCACGGUCCGGGAUCAAAUUCGAGGCGUGGCUGCCCGAGAACUGGACCGGCCGCUUCCUGAGCACGGGUAACGGCGGCCUGGGAGGCUGUAUUCAGUACGAAGACCUCGACUACGCAACCUCACUCGGCUUUGCCGCCGUGGCCACCAACAACGGCCACGAUGGCAUGAGCGGAGCCCCCUUCUUGAACAACCCGGAUGUUAUCGAAGACUUCUCGUACCGCGCGCUCACCACUGGUGUCGUGGUUGGCAAGGACGUCACCAAGUCCUUCUACAGCAAGCCGCACACAAAGAGUUACUACCUCGGCUGCUCAACUGGUGGACGCCAGGGGUUCAAGCAGGCGCAGGCCUUCCCUGAGAACUUUGAUGGCAUUGUUGCCGGCGCCCCUGCAUUCUCCUUUAACAACCUCACCUCGUGGAGCUGUCACUUCCUCCCCCUGACCGGCCAGCAGGGCGCCGAUACCUUCAUCCCCAUGUCCAUGUGGCCGGCCAUCCACGACGACAUCUUGGACCAGUGCGACGAGCUGGACGGCGCCAAGGACAGCUUCCUCGAGUCGCCCGACCUCUGCGACUACAAGCCCGAGAGCCUCCUCUGCGGCGUCGGCAGUAACCAUACAGACGGCUGCCUCACACAGAAGCAGGUUGAGACUCUGCGCGCCAUUUACUCACCUCUGCUGGACGCCUCGGGCGAUCUCGUCUACCCGCGGUUGCAGCCGGGUGCCGAGCUCACGGGCGCCCCGCAGACCUACUUCACCGGCCAGCCGUUCGGCGCCGCCGAUUGGUUCAAGUACGCCAUUUACAAUGACUCCAACUGGGACCCGGCCACUGUCACGUCCGAGGACUAUGUCAGGUCUUCGAGCCUCAACCUCUUCAACAUCGAGACCUGGGACGGCGACCUGUCCCCGUUCGAGCAGCGCGGCGGCAAAAUCCUGCACUACCACGGCCUCGUCGACGGGACCAUCUCAAGCGACAACUCACCACGGUACUACGAACACGUGGCCCAGACAAUGGGCCGAACGCCCGCCGAGCUGGACGAGUUCUAUCGCUUCUUCCGUAUUUCCGGGCUGGCCCACUGCAGUGGCGGCACGGGCGCCGUGUACAUCGGCAACCAGGCCCGGAACUCGGCCAGCCUCGAGCCCGAGGAGAACGUGCUGAUGGCCAUGGUCCGCUGGGUUGAGGAGGGCGUCGCGCCCGAGCACGUCACCGGCACGGCGUUUGUCAACAACACGGUCAGCGCCGGCGUUGACUACAAGCGCAGGCACUGCCGCUGGCCCACACGCAAUGUCUUCAAGGGGCCCGGCGACUUCAAGGAUGAGAACAACUGGGAAUGUGUCUCGGACUAA